Molecule: messenger RNA, 1179 nt
Organism: Arachis ipaensis
Lineage: Eukaryota; Viridiplantae; Streptophyta; Magnoliopsida; Fabales; Fabaceae
Product: F-box/kelch-repeat protein At3g23880-like
Molecular function (GO): protein binding
Source: RefSeq, a predicted model, not a curated record
AUGAAACACCUUGGUAAUCUUCCAGCAGAUCUGAUUAGAGAAAUCUUGACGAGGCUUUCAGUGAGGCAAAUCCUGCAACUGAGGAUUGUAUGCCGUUCAUGGAACUCCCUAAUCUGCAGCCCUGAAUUCGCCAACCACCACCUUCAUCGCUCAACCCUAACUCAGCCGCCGCCAUUGCUAUGUUGGAAGGAAGCGGGACGGAGGGGCGACAUCAUGCAUUGCUCUUCACAAUCUCUUAUUCUUUAUCGCCAGCAUCAGCCAACUGCAUUCGAGUCACAUCCGGCUGACGGAAUAGUCAUCCAGGGAUCUUGCAACGGAUUGCUCUGCUUGUCUCAAGGCUUUCCCUUUGAAACUCUUACUCUUUUCAAUCCCAGUACCCGUUCGGUAUCCCCAUCCGUUCCGUUCCAGUGCUCGCACGAGUGCGGAGACGAUGUUUUCUGUGGCUUUGGCUAUGAUAUUCUACAUGACCAGUACAAGUUUGUUAUGGGUUGUUCUGCCUCGUCUCUUAUAACUUAUUCCAAGGUGAGAUCUGGCGCUUUAGUUUUCACUUUUGGUGCAAAUCCUUCUUGGAAAAUUGUUAAUCAUCCGGUGUUUCCGUACGAUUUUGUUGGCCCAAGGAAUGGAAUAUUUGUGAGCGGCACUCUCAAUUGGAUUGUGUAUCAUCCUACUAUAGAUCAUUUUGAAUUGGAGUGGUUCCUUCUUACCUUCGACUUGAAAAAGGAGUCGUUUGGUCGAUUGUGUCUGCCGAUUACUAGAACGCGCUCUGACGUCGUCCACCUGCCUCGCUUGCAACUCCACAAUAACCGUCUUUCUGUUUGUUAUCGCACUCCGAAUAUGCGAAUUAUUUGCGCUCUUUGGAUAAUGAAAGAGUACGGAGUUGAAGAGUCUUGGAUUAAAUUGUUCGAAAUCCCAUGUGGUGGAAUGAUCUCGCCAUGUGUUUCGGUGUACAUCUCAGAAGAUCAUAAUCUUUUGGCAUUAGAUGAAUCUGAUCGCAAAUUUAUUGUGUAUAAUUUACGUCGAAACAAACUAGUUUCUCAGGUGUCUCACGGGUAUCAUUCGAUAACUAUAUUCCUUUGCCAUGAGAGUUUGGUCUCACCGUCACAUUAUUCACCUUCAACUCAUGCUUUGCUUGGGAACUGGACACAACUCAACAUUCGGCAUAGGUCAGGUUGCAUUUGA